Angiostrongylus costaricensis is the source of this 744-nucleotide messenger RNA. Lineage: Eukaryota; Metazoa; Nematoda; Chromadorea; Rhabditida; Metastrongylidae. The record is from the annotation of a GenBank genome assembly.
AUGUAUCGUUUAUCACUGGCUACGUUUUUUGCAUUUGUAACAAUAAUAGCAGGACACUAUUACGAUUAUGAUUAUUACACAUCAAGGCUACUGAACGCUACCAAUCAGGAACCCGUGAGUUCCAACGAUACACUGGUUUCACCGCUCGGUUCUGGUUCACAACAUGCGAAUACAACCCAUGACCAAGAAGGCAGUGGAUACAUGCCCCUAAGAGGUGAACAGUAUGGAGACUACCCCUAUUACGAAGUCCCACAGUACGGAGGAUACUACUAUGACCAAGCGGCAAGUGGGCAGAUGUCCCAGCAGAAAGCCCAACAGCAAGGAGAGCCCGGCUAUUACCAACCGCCAUACUACGGAGGAUACAACUAUUAUCCGUCACAGUAUGGAGACUACUACUAUGAACAACUGAAAAAUGGACAGAUGUCUCCUCGCGAUUAUUAUUACUAUCAGCAGGCAGGUAAGCGGGUGUCUCCAAAUGCAGUGCCACAGCAACCGAUGAAUGGACAGUCGUCUCCACAAGCAGUUCCACUGCACGUCAAGGCUCCAGCAUCUUCCGGUACUCCUGCUUCUACGGGGUACCACAAUGUAGCCCAGGCUAAUGUUGCGAAUCCGUGGGCAUCCGCACAGUACGUGCUCAAUCAACAGGCUGCGAGUGACUAUUGGGCUACUGCCGACUACCCAACUGGCACUUUCCCCACUCUCACCGCACCUGUUCCAACCACAACCGAGCCGCAAAGCAGUUAA